GGAUAGAGCGGUGACUUGACGAAUGAAGAUAAGGCUCGAUUAUGAGAGCAAGUCACUCUGACCUACCUCACAAGCUGAGCUACUCGAUGUCCGCCGAUUCAUUUGAUCAGUUAUCAAAAUGACAUCGUUAAGAGCGGCCGGUGUAGUGUGUGGUCUGUUCCUGGUCGCCCUAAUAGCCACUCGGGUUCAAGCUGAUCCUGCGCGCUAUGACAAUUACCGUGUGUACAAGGUUUCGAUCGAGCGAGUGGACCAACUGGAACUUCUGCAGCUGAUCGAGCAACGUCCAGAUGGCUACACCUUCCUCAGUGAUCCUGUCCAUCUCAACUCCGCCGUCAAGCUGGUGGUUCCACCACAUAAAAUAGCCGAAUUCGAGGAGCUCACCGAACGUUUUGAGCUGAAAGCGACCGUAGCCUUCGACAAUCUGCAGGCCGUGAUCGAGCAGCAGAUGAAGGGACGCCGUGAAACGUUCGGCUGGACCGCUUAUCAUCCACUGGAAGAUAUUUACGCCUGGCUGGACACUCUGAUCGCUGACUAUCCGGGCAUCGUUACACCGAUCGUAGCCGGGCAAACCUACGAAGGACGUCAGAUUCGGGGUGUUUAGGUGUCACACGAGGGUGGAACGUCGGUAAAUCCGUGCUCGGACACCUUCUCCGGACCAUCGCCAUUCUCGGAGAUCGAAACACGCACCCUAUCGGCUUACAUCAGCACCAUCCCGAACCUGUCGACGUAUCUUGACUUCCACUCGUCAGGCCAACUGCUGAUGGUACCGUACGGUCACACAACGGAGCCACUCGAUAACUACAAUGAGCUCAUGGACAUUGGCAGGAAGGCCAUCGCCAAGCUACGGGAGCGCCACGGUAGCGUCUAUCAGGUGGGCAACAUCGCGGAAAUUAUCUAUGUCGCCUCGGGAAGCAGCUUGGACUGGGUUAAGGGAACGCUGCAGACACCGCUUACCUUCGCGUACGAGCUGCGUGAUACCGGCGAGUAUGGUUUCCUGUUGCCUCCGGAUCAGAUUAUUGCCACCGCCGAAGAGACCCUGGACUCGAUCAUCGUCAUCCUGGAAGAAGGCAAAGCCUUGUCUUGUGUGGUAGUCAGCAUGAAGAUCAUUCUGGUGUGUCUUGUAUUGGCCGUGGUUGGGGCAGCGGUCGCCGAAAAGGCCCGCUACGACCACUACCGCCUAUAUCAGGUCCGUAUCGCAACCGAAAGCCAACUGGAGCUGCUUCAGGCGAUCGAACAGUACCCCGAUGGAUACCGAUUCUGGAGUGAUCCGGUGAAGGUUGGAACCGAAGUGCUGAUGGUUGUGCCACCGCACCAGCGCGGACACUUUGCCGAACUCCGGGCUAAGCAUGGCCUUCGGGUGAGGCUACAAAGCGAGAACCUGCAGCAACUGUUCGACGAUGAAGCACGUCCCAGUUUACGUAGAGAGGCGUUCGGAUGGACGGCUUAUUACCGCACUGACGCGAUCUAUGGCUGGCUCGAUGGUUUGGUGGCUUCCUAUCCGGGAAUCGUGACUCCACUGAACGUCGGAAACUCUUACGAAGGGCGCCCAAUCAAGGGUGUUAAGGUGUCGUACAAGGCGGGCAACAAGGCUGUGUUUUUGGAGAGUUUGAUUCAUGCGCGCGAAUGGGUCAGUGGUGCCACGGUAACGUGGGUACUGAACGAGUUGCUCACGUCGAGCGAUCCAAAGGUGCGCCAAAUUGCGGAGAACUUCGAUUGGUACGUGUUUCCGGUGACGAAUCCCGAUGGGUACGAGUAUACGCACACCACCGAUCGCCAGUGGCGCAAGACACGAUCGGUCGCGAGCAGUCUGUGCCGUGGAGCGGAUCCGAAUCGUAACUGGGGAUACAACUUUAUGCAGGGAGGUGCAUCGAGCGUACCCUGCUCGGAUACCUUCGCUGGAGCGAGUGCAUUCUCCGAGGUCGAAACGCGCCAGCUGUCGGACUACAUUGCCACGGUGGACAACAUGAGCACGUACCUGGCGUUCCAUGCGUACUCGCAGCUCCUGCUCAUCCCCUAUGGCCACACGACCGCUCGUCUCGAUAACUACGAUGAAACGAUUGCGAUUGGUACGAAGGCAAUUAACAAGCUGAGCGAGCGCUACGGAACGACCUACAGAAUCGGGAACAUUGCGGAAGCGAUUUAUGUCGCAUCGGGAGGCAGUAUUGAUUGGGUAAAGGGUGUGCUACGUACACCGUUGGUCUACGCUUAUGAGCUGCGUGAUUUGGGACGGUUUGGAUUCGUCCUGCCGCCGGACCAGAUUAUUCCGACCGCACAGGAGACGCUCGAUUCCAUCAUCGUUAUCCUUGAGGAGGGUUCCACUUACGGAUAUCACUGAGUAGAAGUAUUUGAAUAAAAAGCGA
This is a messenger RNA of Anopheles aquasalis, 2360 nucleotides long. Its product is annotated as zinc carboxypeptidase A 1-like. Gene Ontology annotation, molecular function: metallocarboxypeptidase activity; zinc ion binding. The record is from RefSeq and is a predicted model, not a curated record. Gene Ontology annotation, biological process: proteolysis. NCBI's taxonomy places the organism in Eukaryota, Metazoa, Arthropoda, Insecta, Diptera, Culicidae.